AUGGGUGAGUUGGGUGAAUGGGUUUUAGGAGAUAGGAUUGGGGAGGGUGGUUUCGGGUGUGUGUAUAAGGGUUACCCACUCAAGCUUGAGAAUGGGGCCCCUGGUAUCAUGGCCGUUAAGGUUGCAGAGGCCUCUCAUCCAUUCAAGGUUGAUGCUUUGUUGGAUGAGGCCGAGCUCCUUUCUCUAUUUCACCAAUGCCCUUUUGUGAUCAAUUCUUACGGUCAACAGUGGACUUCUUCCUCUCUCAAUUUGUUUUUAGAAUUUGCCGCUGGAGGCACCAUUAGAGAUAGGAUUGACAAUUCUGCAUUGUCCCAAUGUGAGAUUAAGGAGUUCACCAAGUCUGUGCUUAGUGGUCUCCAGUGCAUUCAUGACAAAGGUUAUGUGCAUUGCGACAUAAAGCCCGACAAUAUUCUUCUUGUCCAUGAUAUGGAUUCUCCUGUCGAUUUCGUGGCUAAGAUAGGAGACUUUGGAUUAACUAAGAGUGCUCAGAACUUGCAUUCUCGCCAAGGCACUAAAUGGUAUUUGCCUCCUGAAACUGUUCUCUGUAACAUUCAGGGGAAACCAUCUGAUAUUUGGGCAGUAGGAUGUCUAGUUCUAGAGAUGUUGACUGGUUCGUUGUGGACUUGUAAGUCAACUGAGUACCUAGGCGUUUGGGCUUCUAAUCCAGUUAUUCCUUCACACUUGUCUGAUGACGCCAAGGAUUUUUUGGCAAAGUGUCUAGAUGUAGAUGCUUACAAGAGAUUUACGGCUCGGCGUCUCUUAGCUCACCCAUUUCUUAUGAGUAAUCAGAGUGUUGAACAAUUACCCAAAUCGCUUACAUUGUCACAAUCUCAGCGUUGUCAUAAUCGGUUGCCUAGUUUUAUACCCUUAGGGGACUCUAGCUCCCAUGAGGCACAAAUGCCCAUUGAGAGUUUUGGAUUAGAUGAUGAUACCAUUUUCCCUUUGGCACUCAUGUCAAGACCUGCAAGACAUGUGGUCGCAGACAAAUGGUGCAAAAAGCCAACAACUUUUGCUGUAAUGGGCGCUGCAUAG
Fragaria vesca subsp. vesca is the source of this 1032-nucleotide messenger RNA. Its product is annotated as mitogen-activated protein kinase kinase kinase 2-like. The transcript has a single exon. Gene Ontology annotation, biological process: protein phosphorylation. Lineage: Eukaryota; Viridiplantae; Streptophyta; Magnoliopsida; Rosales; Rosaceae. The record is from RefSeq and is a predicted model, not a curated record. Bases 1 to 1032 code for a protein of 343 amino acids. Gene Ontology annotation, molecular function: ATP binding; protein kinase activity.